GUUCUAAAAGAAACCUUUCUGGGUUCCUUCUGGCGAGGGGCGAGGCGUCGGAGCACUUUCACUUUUUCCUCUCUUCUCCUCCUGUGUGCUCCGUUGCCCUGCGUUACUUCGGAGGAUUCUGAUUCGCUGUCCCUGGAAGCCAGAGAGGGAGUUUCCACAUGGCUCCCGGUCUCUCUGUGUGUGUGUGUGUUUGUGUGUGCGUGUGUGUGUGAGCGAGUCAGCCAGCCAGUCGUUGUGUGCGGUGUGUGAGCGCAUGUGUAGCUUUAAGACAGCAAGCCUGCACAGAGGGAGAGCCCACUUUAGGAUCAGGGAGCACUCAGAUUCUCCUUGCUUGCUCUUCAAAGAGCUUUUAGAUUAAAGCUUUGGACACUGAGAUGAGUGUGACCGCAAGGGAAGGAGUCUGCUUUGAGAGAAGAGGAGAGCAGCACCAUGUCUGCUGGAGUAAUGGGUUUUGACAAAGCACUCUAGAAGAGAUCGCGAUGGGAAACUCAGAGAGCCAGUACAGCAUUCAGGGUGCCAAGGGCCCCAGCUGCAUCCUCCCAGGGAAACAAAAGCCAUACUCACUUAAGUUCCGCUCAGCCAAAGAGGACGUGCUGUGCCCACAUACGUGGUGGAAAGGUGGCCCGGGGGGCUCAGGCUACAAGACGAGGGCCGUGGGCCGUGGUUCCCUCUCCCCUCACAAGAGCAGUCAGCCAUACGUCUCCCGCCAUUACGAUUACGUCACCAAGGGGGCGAAGGGUAGCCCCAACGGAAACUGCUGGCACGGAUCUCUUGAGCGCUGUCCGCCGGAAGGACGCUCGCAUCCGCCAACUGAGAACGAGUACUGUUACGAGGGCAGGCCGUACGAGGACGGGCCUUACGGGGGGGAGGUGAACGGUAACGCCCGGAAUGUCAGUGGGGACGCUCCCAGUUCUCUGGAGGAGCAGAGCAGUCCCAGGGUGGUGAUCAAGAAGGACGGCAGCCUGAGGGUGGAGUUCACCAACACCUCCCCUGGAGCCCUUCUUCUGGACGAGGCCUCUGGGCCUGUCCAGCUCCUCAAGUUCUCCCCCAACCUGGAGGCCACCUCCAGCCCCCGGCUGCCUGGCUCCAGCACCAGGAGACCUGAAGCCCACCAUGGAGCUCCUCCUGCCAUCUCCUCCACGUCCACCGCCAGGACCAGCAAGGGCAGCUCUCUGAGCUCUGAUGGCUCCUGGUAUGACUCCCCCUGGGGGCCCAGUGCGGAGCUCUGCGACCAGGACCCCCCCUGCUCCUCUAGCAGGACCCUCUGUAACGACUCGGCCCUCCAACUCGACUGCCCCAUGUCCAUCUCCGAGCUCUACAGGGACCCCAAAAUGGCUGCCACCUUCCCCACAGCAAAGGACCUAUCUGGCCAGUACCAGGACCCACCUCAGGUGCAGCGGCACCACCGGGCCUCCUUUGCCUCGGUUCUGGACGCGCCCACGGAGGAGGAGUGUCCGGAGGCCAGGCAGUACUCAUCUUACACCCUUCCCUGCCGCAAAGCCAGGGCCCAGGAGCAGGAUCCAGAGCAGGAGCAGGACGGGGCCAGCCGGGAGACCAGUACCCUGAAGAAGGACUCCAUCAGGAGCCGCAUGAGACGCCUCAGCGACUGGACAGGAAGUCUCAGUAGGAAGAAGAGGAAGUCCCAGGUCAGCCUGGACCCCAGGUAUAAGGAUCCGAGUGAGACUUUUGACAGUGGGGUGGACGGCCUCACAGCUGACACCAGCUCCCCCUCGCAGGUCUCCAGCCUGCUGUGGCUCCCAGGGAACCCCGGAGGAAGGGCCUCCCGGGCCCAGUCUGCAGGUGCACUCCACCAGCCAGGCAGCGACUCCCUCCGGCAGAACAUCUACCAGAAUUUCAUGAGGGAACUUGAGAUCGGUACCGGUACCAACCAGGGGAGCGGGGGGAGUGGGGGCGGAGCUGGCAGAGGGGCGGAGAGAAGAGAUCCCUCCACGGGCACGGAGGAGGGGGGCGAGAGCAGCAGCGAGUCGGCGGAGGGAUCCUUGGAGCAGCUGGACAUGCUGUUUGAGAAGGAGCAGGGUGUGGUGAGGAGGGCGGGGUGGCUUUACUUCAAGCCCCUCCUCACCCUGCACAAGGACAGGAAGCUGGAGCAGGUCAACCGCCGCAAGUGGAAGCAGUACUGGGUCACGCUGAAAGGGUGUACCCUCCUCUUCUAUGAGACCUACGGGAGGGGCUCUCCAGACCAGGAGCUGUCUCCCCGCUACGCUCUGCUGGCCGAAGACAGCAUCGUCCAGGCCGUCCCCGAGCACCCCAAGAAGGAGAACGUCUUCUGCCUCAGCAACACCUACGGGGAUGUCUACCUCUUCCAGGCCAGUAACCAGACAGACCUGGAGAACUGGGUGACGGCCCUCCACUCGGCCAGCGCCUCGCUGUUCGCCAAGCGCCAAGGUAAGGAGGACACGCCGCGCCUGCUGAGGAGCCAGAUCCGCGGGCUGCUGCAGAAGAUCGACAUGGACGGCAAGAUGAAGAAGAUGGCUGAGCUGCAGCUCACCGUGGUCCACGACCCCAAGAACCGCAAGGCCAUCGAGAACCAGAUUCAACAGUGGGAGCAGAACCUGGAGAAGUUCAAUAUGGACCUGUUCAGGAUGCGCUGUUACCUGGCUAGCCUGCAGGGUGGCGAGCUACCCAACCCCAAAGGCCUGUUGGCUGCAGCCAGCCGGCCCUCCAAAGCAGCCCUGGGGCGCCUGGGGAUCUUCUCUGUCUCCUCCUUCCACGCACUGAUCUGUUCCAGGGACGAGGCCACACUGAGGAGACGCUCCGUGUCCCUCAGCCAGCGCUCACGCAGCAAGAGGGGCCUAUUCUCCUCCCUGAAGGGCCUGGACAACCUCACCAGGAGAGGACGCGAGAAGAGGCCCUCAGUAUCCCAGAUCUUUGAGAACGACGGUGAACAGCCCUACUGUCUGCCUCCCAGUGCUUCUGAGAGACUAGAUGGCCUGGCCAACAUCUACUCCAUGUCGCCCCCCAAGGGCGGACCGUGGGACUGCAGUGGGGAAGCAAACACCAGCAUCUACAUGCCAGACAGCCUGACAGUCCAAGUGCCCAUCAGACAAGAUUACCUGGUGGUUGAUGUCCUCUCCGUAGCGUGCAAGGUGAAGCAGCUGGAGCCCAGCCUGCACUGUCUGAGGCUGCACAGGUGUGUGGGCCAGACUGUGGAGGUGCACACGCCCGGGCCCCACAAACUCAUCCUGGACCAGUUGUAUGAUGAGUUGGAGGUGGUUCCUCUGAAUAUAAUCCCCCUGCACAUGACCAAGCCUGCCUGCACUGGAGACUUUGGUUUUGCAGUCACAGGGCACAUAGACAGUCAAAGGAACAGCAAGAUCUUUGUCAGUGAAGUGCUCCCAGAUGGACUGGCCUUUAGUCAAGGACUGUGUCCGGGGGAUGAGAUCCUGGUUCUGAACGGCCAGGCUGUGUCCAGUCUUGACCUGGCUCUGAUCCAGACCUUGUUUGCCGAGCAGACCCUCCAGCUGAUCCUAAGACGGGACGGCCCCCUGGCCUCGCCCCUCCUCUCGGACCCCCCAACACCCCUGGCCAACCAGUCCCACCUGCUGCAGGACCUCCUGGAUACCCACCACAGAGCCAAGUCCACCACAGAUGUGUCUGUGGGGCCUGGCGGAGCAGGAGACUCACUAGGCCUGGAAAAUGGUCUACAGCACAGCCGCCAGCAGAACCUUCACAGGCCUGUCCAGCACAGCAAGAGCGUGGACACAGUGUGCACCCUCUACCACAGCUUCCAGGACGGAUCAGGGUCUGGGGGCUUGAUGGAGGGCAACAAAGAUCCUCAGGGCCAUGGCCAGGGCCAGGGGGGAGAGGCCAACCUGCUUAGACCCUGUCCCCGGCACAUGAGCGCCACCGACAGACUCUGCAAGGUCAUCCAGGAGCUGGUGGACACAGAGAAGUCCUACGUCAAGGACUUGGAGUGUCUGUUUGAGAUCUACCUGAAGCCACUGCAGAAUGAGACCUUCCUCACCCUGGACGAGAUGGACAGUCUGUUCGGCAGUUUGCCAGAGAUGUUGGACUUCCAGAGGGUCUUCCUGCAGACGCUGGAGGAGAGGAUUGCUUCUUCUCCAGACUUCAGCACCCUGGAGACCCCCAUGCAGUUUAAGAAGCUGCUGUUCUCUCUAGGGGGCUCGUUCCUGUACUAUGCCGACCACUUCAAGCUCUACAGUGGCUUCUGUGCCAACCACAUUAAAGUCCAGAAAGUUCUGGAAAGAGCCAAGACGGACCGGGCUUUUAAGGAGUUUCUGGACGCGAGGAACCCGACCAAGCAGCACUCGUCCACCCUGGAGUCGUACCUGAUCAAGCCGGUCCAGCGGGUGCUCAAGUACCCCCUGCUGCUGCGGGAGCUGGUGUCGCUCACAGACGCAGACAGCGAGGAGCACUACCACCUGACUGAGGCCCUGAAGGCCAUGGAGAAGGUGGCCAGCCACAUCAACGACAUGCAGAAGAUCUACGAGGACUACGGCUCUGUGUUUGACCAGCUGGUAGCGGAGCAGAGCGGCCACGAGAAGGAGGUAACUGAGCUGUCCAUGGGGGAGUUCCUCAUGCACUCGUCAGCGGCCUGGCUCAACCCCCACCCCUCCCUGGGCCGCAUGAGGAAGGACCCCGAACUGACCGUGUUUGUGUUCAAAAAGGCAGUGAUACUGGUCUACAGGGAGAGUAACAAGCUGAAGAAAAAGAUGACCACCGCUCGCUCCACACACUCCCAUGGAGAUCUGGACCCCUUCAAGUUCCGCUGGCUCAUCCCCCUCUCCUCACUGCAGAUCCGGCUUGGCAACGCUGCAGGAACAGAGACCAACUGCAUCUGGGAGCUGAUCCACACCAGGUCCGAGCUGGAGGGCAGACCAGAGACAGUGUUCCAGCUGUGCACCAGUGUCCCGGAGUGCAAGGUGAACAUCAUCAAGGUCAUUCGCUCCAUCCUCCGGGAGAACGUGCGGAGGAACCUCUCUGGAGAGAGGGGCGGUAAGGAGCGCCUGGUGCCCCUGCGCAGCACCGUGCCCUCUUCAGCCAGAAUAGGUUCCUCCAGAGCCUCCUGGCUGUGUAAGCAGCCCCUGCUGGACCUUUCUGCCCAGGGCGGCAGCCUCAAACCAGGACCGCCCGACUCCGACGAGGGCAGCCAGAGCAGCAGUGCCCCCAGCUCCUCCGGAGGACCCCUCACGGCAAGCACCUUCUCCCCCACCUCCUCCGACCCCAGGUCUCUGCCCCCCAGGCAGUCCUGGUCGCGGGGCUCUAGACGCGGCCGCCCCCAACCGGCCUCGUUAAAGGAAUCGGACAUCCUGAGCGACGAGGGCGACGACGACGAGGAGUUCAGCGAGGCCGGCGGGAGGCGCAGGGAGAGCCAAGGGAGCGCGUCCCCCACCAGUGCCAUCGAGGCCCAGUUCCUCCAGCUGAAGCUCUCUGAAGAGGUGGCGUCCAGGCGCGCUCAGGCCCCCCGCGUCCAGCCAGAGGGCGCGGAGGUGGACACGCCCGAGAGCCAGCCCAAGCUGAUGCGAGGCCACUUCAACCCGGUCAAGAGGAAAUGCAGCAGCAGCUUCCGGCGUAGCCAGGGGGCGCUGCUGAGCAUGAAGGAGCACAGCAGGUCGUUGGACAGCCAGGCGGAUGGAACAGGGGCGGUGGACCUCAAUACCCUGCUGGAGAGGGAGUUUAGUGUUCAGAGCUUGACCUCGGUGGUCAACGAGGACUGUUUCUAUGACCCCGGAGAGAGUACAGACACAGGCAGUGCCCCCUCCUCUUAGGGUCAAGGAUGCAGGUGGAGCGAGAAGAGAGUGCAGGGUACACAGAUCCAAACGAAUGUUUUGCCCCUGCCACCGGGGAAGGGAAACCCCAGUUUCCAGGGUUGUGUUGCGCCUCAGCUGUGUGUGUGCGUGUGUGUAGUAAACACGCCCACCACCCUGCUACUGUACGCCCAGGUGGGACUGGAUAUUCUGAUGGAUGCCUUCUGGCCCAGAGACAUGUCCCCCCCCCUACCCCCCGAGAGGCAGGGAGAGGUAGGUGACUCUGUUCUGGUGAUAAUGACUGCAAUGAAUCUGGUGAGCGCUGAUGCACAGCUAAGCCCCUCCCAGCUCGGUGGGUGUCUCUGCGCUUCUCUCCACUCCAGAGCAAUGCAUCUCAAUAUUCUAGAGAGGAUUUCUCUUCGCUCCCUCUCCACUCCAUCAUUGAUUGGUAAUAAAGUAUGUUCAGGUCUAUUCUAUUAAACUCAAUUUCCUGAUCUAAAAAUGUUAUAAAAGGCCAAUAAAAAGCAGGAUGUUGACAGGAAAUGUGCCCUUAAAGUAGUACCAAUGAAGGAAAUGAGGCUGAGAGUAGAGCAAGCCACCAGUGAUGAUUGAGACCCACCCCAAGAACUGUGCUUCUACCCAGACUUCCUGCCAGACAGGAUGUCUGUUAGAAUGGACGGACAUUGAUUUUAUUGUGACUAUGCCUUGCUGUAUUUUGUGCACUAAGUACACUGUUUGCCUACAUAUUUGAAACCUCUUUUCUAUUUGUUCAUCUUGGGUCUUUGUCAUUUUUAAAAUAAAUUUGUAUUUAUUGAUUACUGUUUUAUUGCUGAGAGGAGCAACUAUUGGGUGAAGGCUUGAAUUGUCGAUGGGAAGUUGGCCCAUCUGGAAAAAAGACAUGCAAAAAAAAAAAAAAACA
Messenger RNA from Hypomesus transpacificus, 6648 nucleotides. It is a transcript of the gene tiam2a, whose product is annotated as TIAM Rac1 associated GEF 2a. Gene Ontology annotation, biological process: activation of GTPase activity; positive regulation of axonogenesis; small GTPase-mediated signal transduction. The record is from RefSeq and is a predicted model, not a curated record. NCBI's taxonomy places the organism in Eukaryota, Metazoa, Chordata, Actinopteri, Osmeriformes, Osmeridae. The transcript is spliced from 27 exons. Gene Ontology annotation, cellular component: synapse; membrane. Gene Ontology annotation, molecular function: guanyl-nucleotide exchange factor activity; protein binding. Bases 480 to 5750 code for a protein of 1756 amino acids.